This is a messenger RNA of Paramecium tetraurelia, 714 nucleotides long. RefSeq lists its product as uncharacterized. Lineage: Eukaryota; Ciliophora; Oligohymenophorea; Peniculida; Parameciidae. The record is from RefSeq and is a predicted model, not a curated record. The transcript has 6 exons.
AUGGACGAUUCACAAUUAGAUUUGGGAGCUUUGGAGGACAUUGAUCCAAGUUUAGAAGGAGGUUUUAAAAUCCAAUUUGAUAGAGAAAUUCACAUAGAAACAAGGGUUCAAGAUGCAAAUACAGGACCACAAGAAAUUGGUACAUUAGAAUAGGUUAGAGUGAAAAUUUUAGUUUAAGGGGAGUAAUAAGCAUUUGAGAAUUUGAAAAUUGAAUUAACAAGCGAAACAGAUUUGUUUUUCAAUUACAUUACAAUAAUAAAUAAAGAGACUUAUAAAAGCAUAAGAGAAGAAUAAAAAUUAACAAUCGAAUAUCCUCAAUUUUUAUAAAUGUUGAUCAAGCUGUUAAAUGCUUGUCAUAAAGAACCUAAUCAUUUCUUUUGCGUAUUGUUCAUGCAAUAGGAUGGUGCAGGAAGACUUGAUUUUAUUGAAAAUUUAGAAUACAAAUUUAUGGAAAUGUUGUCCUUAGAAUUCAGUUCUGCUUCUGAAGAGGCUAUCAGAUAGAAUGUUUCAUUUAGAUAUAAUUUAAUGAAGGCAAAGUUGCAAUUCGUUUAAAAUAGAUUAAAUGACAUAGCAUCUUUGAUAAAAUUGAAGAAUCCUUCACUGUUAGUGUAAAUCAAUAAAGCAUCAGCGGGUGUCAGUUAAAAUUAAAGUACUUAAAAUGCCAGCAAAUACUUGGGAUAAUCAAAAAAGACCAAUACAUCAAAAUUUGUUUGA